Cydia splendana is the source of this 1060-nucleotide messenger RNA. Its product is annotated as phytanoyl-CoA dioxygenase domain-containing protein 1-like. Bases 1 to 894 code for a protein of 297 amino acids. The transcript has 6 exons. Lineage: Eukaryota; Metazoa; Arthropoda; Insecta; Lepidoptera; Tortricidae. The record is from RefSeq and is a predicted model, not a curated record.
AUGGCUCCUCUACAGUUCUACACGAUGAGAAGCCAUGAGGUUGAACGUUUGCAGCUGGAGCGCGACGGGUUCGCGGUGGUGGAGGGGUUCCUGCGUGACGCCGAGUGCGCGGAGCUGGUCGCCGCCGGCCUGGAGCUCACGCGCCACCUGCCUGAUGCGCCGCCCACGGUCUUCACCACCACUGAACACCAGGUACUCAUACUCAACCAAAAGUACUUUAUGGAAAGCAACGAUAAAAUCAGCUAUUUCUACGAGAAAGAUGCGCUCGAUGACGAUGGAAAGCUUCAAGUUGACCCAAGCAUUUCAUUAAAUAAGGUGGGGCACGCUCUGCACCUGCUGCACCCAAUCUUCAGGUGCUACACGUACAGCGAGCGCGUGAAGGCGCUGUGCCGCGCGCUGGGGCUGGUCGAGCCGGCCGUCGUGCAGAGCAUGUACAUCUACAAGAACCCGGGAAUCGGAGGCGAAGUGGUUCCGCAUCAAGACAUAUCAUAUUUACUCACAGAGCCAAUUCCACCAAUAGGGUUUUGGAUAGCUCUAGAAGACGCAACGAUUGAAAACGGUUGCCUUUGGAUGGCUCGCGGGUCCCACAAGUCGGGUAUCCACAGACGGAUGAUCCGCAGUCCUGAAGAUAGAAACAAGUGUAUCUACGACAAGCCCGCGCCCGAGUACCCGGAGUCGAGCUUCACCCCCGUCCCAGUCAGUAAAGGGACGUGCAUAUUGAUCCAUGGGAACGUGGUACACCGCAGCGCGGCGAAUCGUAGCGCGGCGAGCCGGCACGCGUACACCUUCCACGUGGUUGAGAGGAAGGACAACAACUACUCCGAGGACAACUGGCUACAAGAAGGAGAGAAUGCCCCCUUUUUAAAUGUUUACACGACAUCUGAGAUGCUAUAAUGUUAUAGGUAUUGCUAUGACCGUUAGGGCUUGUGCACAAAUCACGCGAGGUUCGACAGGGGGAGGGGGGUAACGAAAAAAAUCACGAUAGAUCACGUCAUUUCUACAGUGAACGAAACUAAGAAAAAAAACCUACCACAUGAGUAGAUACUUUUUCUUGGUUUCG